UUAACUGGCUCAAAACAGAAGAAAACGCAAACCUGAUUUCCAUGUGUGCAGAAUAUUUCUAAUGCAUCUGAUCACGUGUGUGCUGCCAUGGCUUCCUGCUUAGCUUUUGUUUUGCUUGGCUAAACAUCGGGUCAUAACGACCAAAUGGUGGAAAAAAAGAGGAACGAGGAGGACAAAGAAAAGAGAGGGAGGAAAAAAACUGAAUGUCCCCGAGAGAAAGUGAGCCAUUUUAGGCAGCUAAGAGCACGUAUAAUGAGAAUUUUGAUUAAGUAAUAUUAUCCACUGUCAUCACUGAGAAUUACCCAGGAUAUAGGAUGCUCUGGUGUUGAUAUUCUUCUCCAAUUAACUCCAGCAUAAUAUGUGAAUCAUGAAAGGGGCAGUGUUAUGUAAAAUCGACUAUUUUGAAUGUGGCACGAGGUCAUAAUGGUGUUUUCUCUUCAGAAACAUAUAUGUGGUUUUGCCUUGAUUACUUCAUGCACGUUUGAGAAAUCCUUUAAUUUCCAGUAGCAACCAUUCAGCUGUGCAAAACGCCUGGGUGGACGUAGCCCCGCCUUCAAGGAUGAAGCUCCUCCUUCCAGCAAAGCAGCAGAACAGCUUCCUGCUGUCUGUGAAGAGUGCAUCUUCCAUCAAUGGUUUGCUUUAAAGCAAGCACGUGAGGAAAGAUUGAAUAAAUUGUGGACUUGGAUUUAAAAGGCACACAUUUAUCAUAUUGUCUUUAUUAUCUUUAAAAAACGAAACUAGCUAAUUAUUUUCACCUGAAAUGAAAAAUGUUGUGGCUGUCAAGCCACUGGAAGAUACACAUAUUGUUCUAAUGGUUAUUUAUAAAACCAAUAAGCUAAAUUUGUUUUAUUUAUCUAGAAAAACUGUUACAUUUCCCUACUUUCGUAGUGCAACUAAACAUAAAAAGAAAAAUUGUAAGAUAAUUCUUGGGGGAUUUUUUGCAAGUAAUUCCAUAAAAAGUACAGGAUUUGGUAAGGAAUUUUUCUUUUAAAAGCCAAUAGCCUUAUUCCUUUUUACUUCCAUAAUUAUUUUUAUUUACUUCUAACGUUAUUUUACCUUUAGUCCUUUUGGAUUGCUGUAUCUUAUCAAACUGACAUAUUGUUAAUUCAUUUAAAAAAUAUUUUCAGUUGUGGGAAAAACAAACUAUUCAAGUAAAUUGGAUGAAAUGUUGAUAUAAGCCCAGUUACAAAUCAGUUUUUCUUUUCACAAAUUGAGACAGUCGUGUUUAUGUGGCUGGCUGCUGUCCAUGGUGCUGUUGUAGCGUAAUGUUCCUCUCCGAGGCUGCAGAGGGCGCCAGAGCGCAAACAUUACUACAUCUCCCAGCAGAAGGAAAAACGACAUGUGAGCAGCAGCAGGAGGAAAAACAUGGCGAUACCCAUCAGGAUCUUCCCUGUCUGUCGCUGGGCAGGGCGGACAUUGUCCUCGCUGUCUGCGGGAUACAGGCGGGAAGUCAGUCUGUCAGCGAAAAGGCGCUUUAUAUGCACAUCAACGGGAAACCACCUUCAGUUCAGACUCGAUGAGCGUACGGCCCACAGCAGCCUGGACCUCUUCAAGAAAGACACAGGCAUCAUCUACCGCAUGCUGGGCCUCGACCCCUCCCAGGUCCAAGACGACCCCGAGCGUUUCCGAGAGUGGGCCGUUGUGUUGGGCGACAAAACGAUUAGCAGCGAACGACACUACUGGGAGGUCACGGUGAAAAAGUCCCAGGAGUUUCGUCUGGGGGUCGCGGAGGCGCGGAUGUCCAGAGACGAGUGUGUUGGUACCAGCAGCUCCUCCUGGGUGUUCGGCUAUGCUCAGAGGAAGUGGUUCGCCAUGACAGGCAGUAAGGUGGUUCCUGUUACUCUGGUGGGGAAGCCGGACCGAGUGGGGAUCCUGCUCGACUACGACGCCGGGUUCGUGGGGCUGGUGGACACUGAGAAGCCCAGAAUCAUUCACACACUCAGAGCUCGGUUCACAGCUCCUGUUUCCCCGGCGUUUGGGCUUUGGGACGGGGAAAUCCUCACACACUCUGGUCUGGAGGAGCCAGAAGGCUUGAAGUGAAGCUGGAUUAACCCAGAUGACUGCCAUGGAUAAUCAGGCAGCAUUUAUCAGUAUCCUACAUAAUUGCAAGACAAACAGCAAUAGGACUUUUUUUUUUCAAAUGAUGAUUGAUUACUGUGUAAUUCAGCAAAUCAUGACUUUGAAUAAUAUAAACUCAUUCUGUGUGUGUUUUCUACGUGUAAUGGAACAUUACCUCAGAGACUAAAUGAGGAAACAAAGAACGUGUGGUUAGAUUUGAGAAAUAUUUGCUGCCAAUUUUGUCUUAUAUAAUGCAUGCUGUGGUAUUCUCCACAAAUGUACUCCUUAAAACAUCACAGAACUUUUCUGUGUUCACAGUCAAACCAUGUAUUGUUUAAUAAAAUAACUUCAAUGAAA
This is a messenger RNA of Gambusia affinis (western mosquitofish), 2415 nucleotides long. RefSeq names its product SPRY domain containing 4 (gene spryd4). Bases 1366 to 2040 code for a protein of 224 amino acids. Gene Ontology annotation, molecular function: protein binding. Lineage: Eukaryota; Metazoa; Chordata; Actinopteri; Cyprinodontiformes; Poeciliidae. The record is from RefSeq and is a predicted model, not a curated record. The transcript is spliced from 2 exons.